Molecule: messenger RNA, 339 nt
Organism: Cyanidioschyzon merolae strain 10D
Lineage: Eukaryota; Rhodophyta; Bangiophyceae; Cyanidiales; Cyanidiaceae
Exons: 1
Coding region: 1-339 (112 amino acids)
Source: RefSeq, a predicted model, not a curated record
AUGGGUAGAGUUUACCAAAAGUAUCUGAGUGGGUCGACUAUCUACUCCUGUGCGACGUGUAACGCGCACCUCGCUCUCCACGAAGAUAUCAUGUCAAAGCAGUUCCAGGGACGUCACGGUCGCGCGUACCUGUUCGCGAACGUUGUCAAUGUGACAGCGGGUCCGAAAGAAAAUCGAAUGCUGAUUACUGGACUACACGCUGUUGCGGAUUUGCACUGCACCGUAUGUAACACCGUGCUGGGGUGGAAGUAUUUGGAGGCUUUUGAGCAGUCCCAAAAGUAUAAGGAAAAUAAGUUUGUUCUGGAGAAAAACAUGAUGACAAAGCUCGAGAGCGGGUGA